Mercenaria mercenaria is the source of this 8288-nucleotide messenger RNA. RefSeq names its product solute carrier family 25 member 44-like. Gene Ontology annotation, biological process: branched-chain amino acid catabolic process. The coding region runs from base 136 to 1149 and encodes 337 amino acids. Gene Ontology annotation, molecular function: branched-chain amino acid transmembrane transporter activity. The record is from RefSeq and is a predicted model, not a curated record. Lineage: Eukaryota; Metazoa; Mollusca; Bivalvia; Venerida; Veneridae. The transcript has 3 exons. Gene Ontology annotation, cellular component: mitochondrion.
UGAAAUAAUUUUUUUUUUCCAGAUUCAUGAUAUAGUAAGAUAAAGGAGUUCAGUUCAUCCCUCUAUAUGCUUCUGUAGUAUGGUUAAGUGAAAAGAAAAACGCAAUGUUUGUAUGACUCAGAGUGACAGUACAAGAUGACAAGUUUGCAAGAUGAAGCGAUCGUCGAGGAUGCCCAGACGAUUGAGCUUCACAUGAUGGAGAUGAGAAAAUACUUGCCUAUGAUUGGCUGUAGUAGCUUGUUUAUGAGAACGGUCCUUUAUCCAUACGGAGUUAUCAAAACGAGGCUUCAGAUACAAUCGGGUAAAGACGUUUACAAAGGGACUUGGGAUGCUGUUAAGAGUAUAUCACGGACAGAAGGAAUAAGGGGGUUUUAUCCAGGUUUUGGAGUUUAUUGUUUCACAAUAUUUCCGGGUAUGUGCUAUAUAAGUUCGUAUGAAGGUGUUCGCCAUUAUAUGAAUACAAAUACCAAUUGGAAUCAGGGUUGGUUGAAAUCUCUAGUUGGUGGCGGUAUUGCCUCAAUAGUAGGACAGACUCUAGUUGUGCCAAUAGAUAUUGUAAACCAGCAUAUCAUGUUGUUAGAUAGGCGUAAAAAAACAACUUCCUCAAACAAUGUCCGAAAGAAGGAAGCGAGGGAAAAGUUAAGGACCUUGCAAGAAAUUCACAUUCCGGAUGAAUUACGACAGAGACGGUUUGGGACUGUUAGAGCUGUGAUAUCACAUGUAUAUACUGCGGAUGGAUUGCUAGGAUUUUAUAAGGGGUACUUUGUUUCGAUAGCAACAUUUGCCCCCAACAGUGCAUUGUGGUGGUUCUUCUAUGAAGCAUACAAAGAGAAAUUGUUGUCUGUGAUACCAGAAAUUGUGCCAAGAUUGUUUGUGAUGUCAUGUGUAGCAGCUCCACUGGCUGGAGUGUCGUCUGCAGCACUGACUAAUGGGGUAGAUGUUGUCAGAGUUAGGAUUCAGGUGAAAGGUGGAACAGUGCAAGAGACGUUGUCCACAUUGUUGCGAGAGGAAGGCUACAAGUUCUGGUGGAAAGGUCUGUCUGCAAGAUUGCUUCAGAGUUGUGUCUCCUCAGUAUUGAUUCUCAGUCUUUAUGAACCACUCAAGAGAUGGAGUCUCAAAGAGGAAUUCAGGGACUGUGUUAAGUGGUGAUAGUUGUUUUUAGGAUAUAGAUUAAUGCUCUUAGAUAUCUUAAAAAAUCAAAGCUUUUUCGGUUUAUGUCUCAGGAAAAUUUGGAUAGAGAUAUAUACCAAAGGUUUAUUCUUUGUCUGCUAGAUAAACUUUUUUUAGGGUAAUUGAUACAAGAUUUAAUAAUUUUUAGCUUGACUAUUCGAAGAAUAGGGGAGCUAUCCUACUCACUCCCGGCGUCUGCGUGAGCGUUAGCGUGAGCGUCGCACAAAUGUUAAAGUUUGCGUACCACCCCAAAUAUUUUCAAAGUCCAUUGAGAUAUUGCUUUCAUAUUUUGCGUACUUGUUUACCAUCAUGACCCCAGUCUGUAAAAAGGAGGAGGCAACUCUAUCAAGCAUUUUGACUGAAUUAUGGCCCCUUUUCAACUCAGAAGAUGCUUAUUGUAAUGUUAAAGUUUUACUCAUAGCUUAUACUAUCAAGCACUGAGAAUAGUCGAGCGCACUGUCCACUGACAGCUCUUGUUAUUAAUCCAUUGAUUUUCUUGUUAGCUCACUAACGACUCAGGGUGAGUUAAGUCAUUGUAUAGGUGUAUACUGGUGUCCAUUUUCCAGCAUCAGUUUUUCUCCUUUUUAGCUCACCUGUCACAUAGUGACAAGGUGAGCUUUUGUGAUCACCCUUCGUCCGUCCGUCCGUCAACAAUUUCUUGUCUGCACGAUAGUGGUUUCAUUUAUGAAUUUAUUUUAACCAAACUUGCACACAACUUGUAUCACCAUAAGAUCUCGGUUCCUUUCUUGAACUGGCCAGAUCCCAUUAUGGGUUCCAGAGUUAUGGCCCCUGAAAGGGCCAAAAUCAGCUAUUUUGACCUUGUCUGCACAAUAGCAGCUUUAUUUAUGAUUUGAUUUUUACCAAACUGGCACACAACUUGUAUCACUAUAAGAUCUUGGUUCCUUUCUUGAACUGGCCAGAUUUCAUUAUGGGUUCCAGAGUUAUGGCCCCUGAACGGGCCAGAAUUAGCUAUUUUGACCUUGUCUGCACGAUAGCAGCUUCAUUUAUGAUUUGAUUUUAACCAAACUUGCGCACAUCUUGUAUCACUGUAAGAUCUUGAUUCCUUUCUUGAACUGGCUAGAUUCCUUUAUGGGUUCCAGAGUUAUGGCCCCUGAAAGGGGCCAGAAUUAGCUAUUUUGACCUUGUCUGCACAAUAGCAGCUUCAUUUAUGAUUUGAAUUUAAUCAAACUUGCACAAAACUUGUGUUGCCAUAAGAUAUCAGUUCCUUUGUUGAACCGGCCAGAUCCCAUAAUGGGUUCCAGAGUUAUGGCCCCUGAAAGGGCCAGAAUUAGCUAUUUUGACCUUGUCUGCACAAUAGCAACUUCAUUUAUGAUUUGAUUUUAACCAAACUUGCACACAACUUGAAUAACCACAAGAUCUUGAUUCCUUUAUUGAACUGGCCAGAUUCCAUCAUGGGUUCCAGAGUUAUGGCCCCUUAAAGGUCCAAAAUUGGCUAUUUUGGCUUUUGCAGCCAUAUAGAGACUUCAUUUAUGGUUUUAUUAUGUCUCCCCCAGGAGACAUAUUGUUUUUGCCCUGUCCUUCCAUCCGUCCGUCCUUCCGUCCGUAUGUCACACUUCAUUUCCGAGCAAUAACUGGAGAACCAUUUGACCUAGAACCUUCAAACUUCAUAGGGUUGUAGGGCUGCUGGAGUAGACGACCCCUAUUGUUUUUGGGGUCACUCAGCCAAAGGUCAAGGUCACGGGCCUGAACAUUGAAAACCAUUUCCGAUCAAUAACUAGAGAACCACUUGACCCAGAAUGUUGAAACUUCAUAGGAUGAUUGGCCAUGAAGAGUAGAUGACCCCUAUUGAUUUUGGGGUCACUCCAUCAAAGGUCAAGGUCACAGGGGCCUGAACAUUGAAAACCAUUUUCGAUCAAUAACUAGAGAACCACUUGACCCAGAAUGUUGAAACUUCAUAGGAUGAUUGGUCAUGAAGAGAAGAUGACCCCUAUUGAUUUUGGGGUCACUCCAUCAAAGGUCAAGGUCACAGGGGCCUGAACAUGGAAAACCAUUUCCGGUCAGUAACUUGAGAACCACUUGACCCAGAAUGUUGAAACUUAAUAGGAUGAUUGGUCAUGCAGAGUAGAUGAUCCCUAACGAUUUUGGGGUCACUCUGUGAAAGGUCAAGGUCACAGGGGCCUGAACAUGGAAAACCAUUUCCAAUCAAUAACUUGAGAACCUCUCGACCCAGAAUGUUGAAACUUCAUAGGAUCAUUGUUCAUGCAGAGUAAAUGACCCCUAUUGUUUUUGGGGUCACUCCGUUAAAGGUCAAGGUCACAGAGGCCUGAACAUUGAUAACCAGUUCCGAUCAAUAACUUGAGAACCACUUUACCCAGAAUGUUGAAACUUCAUAGGAUGAUUGAACAUGCAGAGUAGAUGACCCUUAUUGAUUUUGGGGUAAGUCUAUUAAAGGUCAAGGUCACAGUGGCCUGUUCAUGUAAAAUCAUUUUUUGGAAAUAACUUGAGAACCACUUGACCUACAAUGUUGAAACUUAAUAGGAUGAUUGGACAUGCAGAGUAGAUGACCCCUAUUUAUUUUGAGGUCACUUGAUCAAAGGUCAAGGUCACAGGAGCCUGAACAGUGACUUGAGAACCACUAGGCCAAGAGUGUUGAAAUUUAGCGGGAUGACUGGACAUGCCAAGUACAUGAUCCCUAUUGCAGCCAACCAUCAGUGUCUCUUUGACCUUCGCUCCUGACCCCUAUUGACUUCUUGCCUGUAGGACUUUGCAUUUGGGGAGACAUGCGCUUUUUAGCUCACCUGUCACAAAGUGACAAGGUGAGCUUUUGUGAUCGCGCGGUGUCCGUCGUCCGUCCGUGCGUCCGUAAACUUUUGCUUGUGACCACUCUAGAGGUCACAUUUUUCAUGGGAUCUUUAUGAAAGUUGGUCAGAAUGUUCAUCUUGAUGAUAUCUAGGCCAAGUUCGAAACUGGGUCACGUGCCAUCAAAAACUAGGUCAGUAGGUCUAAAAAUAGAAAAACCUUGUGACCUCUCUAGAGGCCAUAUAUUUCACAAGAUCUUCAUGAAAAUUGGUCAGAAUGUUCACCUUGAUGAUAUCUAGGUCAAGUUUGAAACUGGGUCACGUGGGGUCAAAAACUAGGUCAGUAGGUCUAAAAAUAGAAAAACCUUGUGACCUCUCUAGAGGCCAUAUUUUUCAUGAGAUCUUCAUGAAUAUUGGUCAGAAUGUUUAUCUUGAUGAUAUCUAGGUCAAGUUCGAAACUGGGUCACGUGGGGUCAAAAAUUAGGUCAUUAGGUCUAAAAAUAGAAAAACUUUGUGACCUCUCUAGAGGCCAUAUUUCUCAAUGCAUCUUCAUGAAUAUUGGUCAGAAUGUUCAUCUUGAUGAUAUCUAGGUCAAGUUCGAAACUGGGUCACGUGGGGUUAAAAACUAGGUCAGUAGAUCUAAAAAUAGAAAAACCUUGUGACCUCUCUAGUGGCCAUAUUUCUCAAUGGAUCUUCAUGAAAAUUGGUCAGAAUGUUCACCUUGAUGAUAUCUAGGUCAAGUUCGAAACUGGGUCAUGUGCGGUCAAAAACUAGGUCAGUAGGUCUAAAAAUAGGAAAACCUUGUGACCUCUCUAGAGGCGAUAUUUUUCAAUGGAUCUUCAUGAAAAUUGGUCAGAAUGUUUACCUUGAAGAUAUCUAGGUCAAGUUCGAAACUGGGUCACGUGGGGUUAAAAACUAGGUCAGUAGAUCUAAAAAUAGAAAAACCUUGUGACCUCUCUAGAGGCCAUAUUUUUCAUGAGAUCUUCAUGAAUAUUGGUCAGAAUGUUCAUCUUGAUGAUAUCUAAGUCAGAUUCAAAACUGGGUCACGUGGGGUCAAAAACUAGGUCAGUAGGUCUAAAAAUAGAAAAAACCUUGUGACCUCUCUAGUGGCCAUAUUUCUCAAUGGAUCUUCAUGAAAAUUGGUGAGAAUGUUCAGCUUGAUGAUAUCUAGGUCAGGUUCGUAACUGGGUCAUGUGCGGUUAAAAACUAGGUCAGUAGGUCAAAAAAUAGGAAAACCUUGUGACCUCUCUAGAGGCCAUAUUUUUCACGAGAUCUUCAUGAAAAUUGGUGAGAAUGUUCACCUUGAUGAUAUCUAGGUCAAGUUUAAAAAUGGGUCACGUGCCUUCAAAAACUAGGUCAUUAGGUCAAAUAAUAGAAAAACCUUGUGACCUCUCUAGAGGCCAUAUUUUUCAAUAGAUCUUGAUGAAAAUUGGUCAGAAUUUUUUAUCUUGAUGAUAUCUAGGUCACAUAUGCUCAAAAACUAGGUCACUAUGUCAAAUAAUAGAAAUAACGAUGGCAUACUCAGUUGAACACUGGGUCAUGUGGAGAUAGGUGAGCGAUUCAGGACCAUCAUGGUCCUCUUGUUUACAAAAGCAUUUUCUAGUUUGAUACAAACUUCUAAGAUAUCUUCAACAACAAUAAAUCUUGGAUUCCAUGACAAAUCAGAUCCAAUCAUAGGUUCCAGAGUUAUUUUAUAUCUGAUUACCUCCCCUGAUUGUAGUCAAAAUGGAUUUAUAUCAGUAAGUCCUUAUAGGACUUAUUUGAAAUUUCAUUAUUGUCAUUAGUUGGACUGAGCCAAUCAGGGUAGAUAACUAUGGACUGAUUUGAUGUCAAAUUACCUCCCUUUAUUUCAAAUUAAAAUGGGUAUAUCUCCGUAACUAGUGAAGAUACUGAUCUGAAAUUUCAUUUAUGUCAACAGAUUUAUUUGGCAGAUCCUUCUUUUGUUCACUUACAAUAAUUUUCCUUUUAAUUGCUUCCCUUUAACGUUACUAUAAAUAGCUUAUUUUUAGUAACUUUUUUAUUAUUGGCCGUAGGGAAAAACCGAGACCACUUUUCUGUGGUACAACAUGGAUAAUACCUCCAAUUUUUAGGUGUAUUUUGAUAUAUCUAUACCUUGUAAGAAUUGUUUUUUUCUUUUUGGUUAAAUUUCUUUCCUUUGUUGUUCCUGUCCUUUGGACUUAGAUAUUUUUUCUGAGGACCUUCUUGUCCUCAAGUGCAAUGAUAACAGGUGAGCGAUAUAGGGCCAUCAUGGCCCUCUUGUUUGAUAUCCCUGCAAAAACAUCUCUCAAGCUCGUUAACUAAUCUAAACCACCGCACAUAGUGGCUAGGAAUAGGAAAAACAACCUCAUGAACAGCUUAACAGCUUGGACCUUCACCAAUCUUGGUCUGUAAAAUCAUUGUAAUGACCAGCUCAUGUUUGUUUAAGUGGAUCAACGGGGACCAAAUUUUGACCAAGAUCAAGAGUCGGCAUUUUAUAAGUAAAAAUGUAAUAAGUAUUUGUUACCAAAAAAGAAUACCUAAGAGGUAAAACAUUUUACAUAAAGCUUUGAUUAGUGUCCCCUACAAACUUCGUUUAAAGCAGGUCUUUGGUACCAAAUUGUCAUCACUUUUGACAGUUUUCAUUUUGAGUUACUUAAAGAAAACUAAAGAAAAUGUUUUUUUCUCCAGAAGUUAAAACUGCAGUAAGAUAUAUUACAUGGAAUAUUUGUAAGAAGUCCAGUGGCAAGUUAUUGUCCAAGCCGGGUUGUGGGACUAGAUUUGUGGUCACCACAAGCGUCAGCCUUUAACAAAUUGGUGGAUAAGGAAAACUUUAAAACAAAUCUUCACCUCCAAAACUGCAAGGCUUAAAGACCCUAUGUUUUGCUCAAAGCAUUAGCUGGUGCUACUGUACCAUGUAUAUUAUAUCAUGGUCACUGGGCUCAGAUUUGGAGCAAUCAGAAUGUGUUUUACAUUAAACUUCAUAAGGAAACCUGUAAAGAUUCCCCACAAAUUUUUUAAGUCAUGUUUCUUAAGCCAUCACAUGGGCACAAACUGAUGCUAGGAAAACUAAAUGUAUUUCAUAAGUUUUAAGAAGGAAAUUUUAUGAAUAGCAAAACCUUACAAAUACCUCUUCAGGUGAGUGGCUUGGGCCAAAAUGGAUGUCUUGUAUAAAACAGUUACCAGAAUAUAUUGUUUCAAAUGUGUGAUUGUUCAAAGUUUUACAUUUAUUUAACACUAUUCGCUCACAAUGUCUGUAGUAGUUUUGUUAAUUAGAAUCAAUUAAACAAAUGUCUCGUCUUAGAUGAUGUCUAAUUACAGUUAGAUACUUCUGUAAACUGUUUUUGAAGCAUAACUAUAUAGCGAAAGUUUUACCCUCGUGAAAAUUUCUGCUUUUACAGUGAGCAGUCAUGUAAUAACAAAUAUGAGUGUAUGAAAAUUUGUGCAAUUGAUUGGUUUGUAGUGACACACUUAAUUUUGCUGGGAUCUGCUUGUACCAGUUUUAAAAAAAUACUUCUGAUAUCAAGUUAGUAGCAUAACACAUAUUGUUUGGCUUGCUGGGCAGUUAUCAAAACGAUUUGCUAUUGGUCCUUUGAACCUCAGGGCAAUAGUUUUAACCAUAUUUGCAAGUCAUUUAAUAAGUCUGUACUGUUAUAUUUUGUAAUACUGAUAUGUUAUAAUUACAUUUUGAUUAUUUUUAUUCAUAUAUCUCUCUAUCUCAUAUAUACUCUAGAGGUUCAGAUGAAUAGUACUCCAGGGAAUUUGUGCUUGUUGUAAUCAGAAUGCCCAAUGGUCACUAGUAUAGUAUAGUCAAGACCAUGCUAGAAUCCAUCAGUGAACAGUGACACAUAGACUACCUGACCUAAAAACACUAGUUUCAUUUCUGUUUAAACAGUCAGAGAAUAUAUUAUUGUGUGAGUAAUGACCUUUUUCAAAUCACAAACAUGUAUCCAUUUUCCCAGGUCUGGUCUGUAUACUUAGGUAUAUGAGUUUGACAGUCUUGUUUUUUCUCUAAGAUGAUAUUAGUAUUCAGUCUGAAAAGUUUGUUGAAAAUAUUUUAUGUGCAUUUAAUUUAUUAUGUAAAUGUAAAAUAUGUUGUUAGCAGUUUUAAAACUAAUUUUAAAAUAACUGUUUAAGUUGCAAGUGCUUUUGAAACUUGCAAUGUUCAGGAAACCGAAGAGGGUAUGCAUGGCACUUUGUUGUUUUACUGUGUCUCAAAUAGUGAUUGCUGUGACAUUCAACAGAGUAAACGAUAUGUUGUUGAUUGAUUGGGUUUUAUAUGUAUACUAAAUUCUUGUUAGAAAUUUUCAUAUUUGCACAUUUUAUGUUUUUACAUUUUUAGCCCUAGCACAGUCAUUUGUACAAUUAAAUCUUCAUUUUAAA